This is a messenger RNA of Culex quinquefasciatus (southern house mosquito), 880 nucleotides long. RefSeq names its product TM2 domain-containing protein CG11103 (gene amrt). The transcript has 2 exons. The record is from RefSeq and is a predicted model, not a curated record. Lineage: Eukaryota; Metazoa; Arthropoda; Insecta; Diptera; Culicidae. Bases 89 to 655 code for a protein of 188 amino acids.
UUUUUAUUUAGAGUGUGGCAUUACAGAAAUCCAAAAGGUAAACAAAAACAAUCUCGUUGAAAAAAGAUCAGAAUCUCUCCGUCCCGCAAUGAUCAAGAAUCGGCUCUUUCUGCUGCUCAUCACGAGCAUCCUCAUCGUGGAGACGGCCCACCAAAACACCAAGGACAAGGACGCGGCCUCCAUAAACCAGUCGAACGAGUUCAAUCCGCUUUCGCCGUUGGUCAAGUGUUCCUUCCUGUCGCUGGAGUUUAUGGACUGCGACGAACCGGUGGACCACAAGGGCAACCACACGGCCCGGGAUGAGCUGGGCCACGGGUGUGUCAAGUUCGGGGGCGUUUAUUACGACGACGUCGAAACGACCAAGGUCAAGUGCGAGGUGUUCCAGAAUAUCGAAUGCUGGGGACCGCGGGAGUUCAUGCGGGACGGGUUCCCGUGCGUCAAGUACACGGACCAUUAUUUUGUGACGACGCUGCUGUACAGCAUCCUGUUGGGUUUUUUGGGCAUGGACCGGUUCUGUUUAGGGCAGACGGGAACGGCGGUCGGGAAGCUGCUGACGCUGGGCGGGAUCGGCAUCUGGUGGAUUGUGGACAUUGUGUUGCUGCUCACGAACAACCUGCUGCCGGAGGACGGGAGCAAUUGGAACACCAAGGUUUAGGAAAUUUUCAAAAGCCAAACUUACUUAGCAGCAUCCGAUGUGGCUUCUGGAAGACUUUCUUCUGCUAAUAUGUAAAUACAAAAUGCUCUAGUUAUAAAAGUUUAAGAAAUAGCUUGUUUAUGUUAAAACCAAAAUUCACUGAGUUAUGAAUUGAUGAGCAGACUGCGAUUUUAAAUUUAGGAUUAAAUUUAAAUUAAAUGAACAAAAAAACAAAAACAAUGUUUA